GACGUGCUUGGCGUGCGCAGCUGCACUCCGGCGUUUUGGUUCCAGCUCGUGAGCUGAGGGUCAGGCGGGCUGUGCUGUUGGCCGGGAUGUUACAGGCUGUUGGAGCUGUGGAUGAGGAAGAGGAGCAAGCGGAGGAGGAUUGUCCUGAAUUGGUCCCGAUUGAGACGAAGCAAAGAGAGGAGGAGGAAAAGUCUGGCCCCGGCGCUAAGAUCCCAGUCACAAUUAUCACCGGGUAUUUAGGUGCUGGGAAGACAACACUUCUGAACUAUAUUCUGACAGAGCAACAUAGUAAAAGAAUAGCAGUUAUUUUAAACGAAUUUGGGGAAGGAAGUGCAGUGGAGAAAUCCUUAGCUGUCAGCCAAGGUGGAGAGCUCUAUGAAGAAUGGCUAGAACUUAGAAACGGUUGCCUCUGCUGUUCAGUAAAGGACAGUGGCCUUAGAGCUAUUGAGAAUUUGAUGCAGAAGAAGGGGAAAUUUGAUUACAUACUGCUAGAGACCACUGGGUUAGCUGAUCCUGGUGCUGUAGCUUCUAUGUUUUGGGUUGAUGCUGAAUUAGGAGUUGAUAUUUAUCUUGAUGGUAUCAUCACUGUUGUGGAUUCAAAAUAUGGAUUAAAACAUUUAGCAGAAGAAAAACCUGAUGGCCUUAUCAAUGAAGCUUCUAGGCAAGUUGCUUUGGCAGAUAUCAUCAUCAUCAAUAAAACAGACUUGGUUUCAGAAGAGGAUUUAAACAAAUUAAGAACAACUAUUAGAUCAAUAAAUGGACUGGGAAAAAUUUUAGAAACACAAAGAUCAAGAGUUGAUCUCUCUAAUGUAUUGGAUCUUCAUGCCUUUGACGGUCUCUCUGGAAUAAGUUUGCAGAAAAAACUUCAACAUUUGCCGACAACACAACCUCACCUUGAUCAGAAUAUUGUUACAGUCACAUUUGAAGUACCAGGAAGUGCAAAGGAAGAAAGUCUGAAUGUAUUCAUUCAGAAUCUUCUGUGGGAAAAGAAUGUGAGAAACAAGGAGGAUGACUGCAUGGAGGUCCUACGACUGAAGGGGCUGGUGUCAAUCAAAGAUAAACCACAACAAGUGAUUGUCCAAGGUGUCCAUGAGCUCUAUGAUCUGGAGGAGACUCCAGUGAGCUGGAAAGAUGACACCGAGAGAACAAAUCGAUUAGUUCUUAUUGGCAGGAAUUUAGAUAAGGAUAUCCUUAAACAACUAUUUAUAGCUACUGUGACAGAAACAGAAAAGCAGUGGACAACACAUUUCAAAGAAGAUCAAGUUUGUCCGUAACACUAGAAGCAUUUCUUAUCAAAAGGAUGGAUGAUAAAAUAGGGAAUAAGUUUCCUACUGGGUGUAUUUCAGGCAUCUUUGUUGACAUUACUUCUGUUAUAAAUUGCAAUGUACUUUAAAAUAGUAUUUAUUUUAUAUAAUACAGAAGAUAUAGUAAAUCAGUAUUGUAAAAAUUUGAUAUUCAUUCAAUAAAAUAUAAUAUCCUCUGAA
Diceros bicornis minor is the source of this 1484-nucleotide messenger RNA. Its product is annotated as zinc-regulated GTPase metalloprotein activator 1B. The coding region runs from base 87 to 1274 and encodes 395 amino acids. The transcript is spliced from 15 exons. Gene Ontology annotation, cellular component: cytoplasm. The record is from RefSeq and is a predicted model, not a curated record. NCBI's taxonomy places the organism in Eukaryota, Metazoa, Chordata, Mammalia, Perissodactyla, Rhinocerotidae.